Messenger RNA from Ziziphus jujuba (common jujube), 1687 nucleotides. RefSeq names its product protein LAZY 1. Gene Ontology annotation, biological process: regulation of auxin polar transport; gravitropism. Lineage: Eukaryota; Viridiplantae; Streptophyta; Magnoliopsida; Rosales; Rhamnaceae. The record is from RefSeq and is a predicted model, not a curated record. The coding region runs from base 215 to 1405 and encodes 396 amino acids. The transcript has 5 exons.
UUGGCCACUUGAUUUGAUCUUGACAUGGAAUAGCCAACCAAGUUUGUAACCAUCUCCAUGUAUCGCUCUGCCAACCUCUUCUUAGAACAGCCUUUCAUGAAAUAUUUGAUAUCUUUUUCAUAAAUAGCAUUCUGAGAAACUCUGAUAAGAAGCUAAUUUCUCACCUUCUUCUCACAAACGAAGUGAUCAAAGCUCAAAUUGAGAUAUAUUAAAGAUGAAGCUGCUAGGUUGGAUGCAUCGUAAGUUUCGCCAGAAUAGCAACGAACCACUUAAAGAUUUUGUCAUCGGGAAUUCUUGUGCUUGUCUUUCAGGGCAGCCAUCACUUGAUGACCAACAGUACUACCCAAAACCAAAUUAUGGCUCUAAACCCUUCAAACAAACCCAGAGGGACCAAAAUCUUCGAAAAUCCUUCACUGGCCUAGAAGCAGUGAGGGUAGAAGAAGAAGACUAUGAAGAGGAAUCAUCAGCUGAAAUGUCUGAGCUCUUCCAUGGCUUUCUUGCUAUUGGUACUCUUGGCUCAGAACAAGUAAUGGCAGAUCCAUCAACGCCAACCUUUGCCAUAUCAGUUGAAAAUAUAACUGAAAAAGAAACUGAGGUUACUGAGAACGAAUUGAAGCUCAUCAAUGAUGAGUUGGAGAAAGUGCUUGGAGCUGAAGCUAAGGAUGAUUGUUGCAAUGAAUCAUCUGGAAGGAACAGUCAUGUUAGCACUGGAAGAAGUAGUCAUGGUAGCAUCAUUACUCUUAGUGGAAAGCCACUAGAAGGCUCAGACAAUAACGGAAAUGGAACCACAGUCUGCCCACUCCAGGGAUAUCUAUUUGGGUCUGCAAUUGAAUUGUCUGAAACAACAGCAGUGGCAAAGAAGGAACAUAGGACGUCUCUUGGUGAGCUGUUUCAGAGGAGCAAAUUAACAGAAGAAAAUGGCGGUGGGAAAAGUGAGCGGGAAGAGAAGCGACCAGACAAAGAAGCAGAAAAAUCUGCUAUGCAUCUGAUGAAAAAGAAGCUGAAGAAAAGAAUACUCAAUGCUGCUUCUCGUGGCUCAGCGGCAGCUGCUGGUGGACCUGUUGAUUCUGCUUCAGCAGAAACAAAACUGCACAAGAUCCUUCAAAUGUUCCACAGGAAAGUUCAUCCGGAAAACUCUAAAGUUGCACAGAAGUCUGGGAAAGCUCAAAAGAAUGAAAAACAAAAGAAAAUUCCCCAUGAGGGCAGUGGCAACAAUAUUGGAGAUCAGGUCCUCCAAGAUGAAGACAUCAUCUUAUGUCCUCAACGAGCUCUUCUAAAGCAGAAUAUACGACGCUACAAGAGCCAAUCUAACCCACCCCAAUUCAUGCUUAGCAGCAUUGAUUCAAAUGGGAACAGAGAACACUGGAUCAAAACAGAUGCAGAGUACCUAGUGUUGGAGCUGUGAAAAAGCAGAGAAGCAAGUUGGUUGGGUUUGAAAUGCAAGCUUGAAUGAGUAACAAGUAAAAGUAAUAUUGUGUUUGUAAGAUUUUCCUUAAAUGGCUAAUAUUAUUGGCGAUUAGUAUGCAGAGUUGUGGUUGUCAAAGAGCUAAAAUGUGGUCCAUUUGGAAGAAUAAAUAGAAAGAGGUACUCCUCUUCCUAAGCUAUACCUGUGACUGUGAGUGGUUGGUUUAUAUGUAAAUGCAAGGGUUUACAUCCCAUGCAGUACUGAAAGCUUUAUUUCUAUGGA